AUGCAAAGGUGUCACAGUGCUCUGUCAGUAGGCCUGAUGGGUGGUGAGGGGAGUGGAGGGUUGGAGGAGCGAGGUUGGAAGGUUAUGGUUGAAAGGAGGGCUUGGAAGGGAGCUAUAACAGGAAGAUGCCCCAUGCAAAGGUGUCACAGUGCUCUGCCAGUAGGCCUGAUGGGUGGUGAGGGGAGUGGAGGGUUGGAGGAGGGAGGUUGGAAGGUGAUGGUUGAAAGGAGGGCUUGGAAGGGAGCUAUAACAGGAAGAUGCCCCAUGCAGAGGUGUCACAGUGCUCUGUCAUAG
Closterium sp. Naga37s-1 is the source of this 294-nucleotide messenger RNA. NCBI's taxonomy places the organism in Eukaryota, Viridiplantae, Streptophyta, Zygnematophyceae, Desmidiales, Closteriaceae. The record is from the annotation of a GenBank genome assembly.